AUGAAUCUUGUUCCGCAAGUUAGCGCAGAUGAGGUCGCUACAAGACCCGAUAAGACCACCAACUCCGAGUCAAUCUGGGCGAAAACAGCUGUCACCGCAUAUCUGCGGGAGCAUGUCAAGGAGUUCUGCUAUUUAGGAGAGUUGAGAGCUAAAGGUUGGGCGAAUCCCCAAGGUGAUGAGCAUUUUCGAAACCAGCGGAAAAACGCAGACAAAGCAGAUACAAAGACGGCAAGAUACUUCUAUGGCAUGAUGAAAGCGAUCGCGAAGCAGCUACAUGAUAAGACCGGCGCUUUCCAAAUCUACCCUCAAGGCCAUCCUAUUGACGUGCUUGACUUGUGUAUGGCACCAGGAGGAUUCGUGUCGUUUGUGCUCGAGACACAACGGGUCGCCAUCGCACGAGGGUUUAGCUUACCCGUCGAACAAGGCGGGCAUGAAGUCCUGGUAGAGAGCGACAAACUUGAUGUGACCUUUACGGAUAUCACUAUGCUCGGCGGUGAUAUGGGGGUCAUCGAAGCCGAUAUUCCAAGUGCGCAUCCCGAUGCGGGUGACUUUCGUCUGCAAAAGCUACUCACCGACGGCGACAAGUUCGAUCUCGUCUUCUGCGACGGUCAAGUUCUACGCACUCACCAACGUUCCCCAUGGAGAGAAGCACGAGAAGCACGUCGUCUCAGCCUUGUGCAGCUGUCUCUCGGACUCGAGCACGUCAGGCCAGGCGGAACAAUUGUGAUUCUGUUGCAUAAGCUAGAGGCAUGGGAAAACCUGCAAUUGCUCCAGAAGCUUCAUCAAUUUUCGGAGGUUCAGCUCUUCAAGUCACCCAAAUAUCAUGCCACGCGAUCGUCAUUCUACGCUGUUGCCACGAAAAUACAGUCAAACCAUCCGCUGGCUGUCCAUAUGGUUGCUACCUGGAAGCAACAGUGGAAAGUCGCAACCUUUGGCACGGCUGAGGAAUACCGACAAGCUGUUCAGGAGAACGGCUCUGAUGCCGCCGCAGUCUUGGAAGUCUUCGGCAAAGCGUAUGUACAAAUGGGAAGACACAUCUGGGCGACACAAGCAACAGCACUGAGCAAAGCUCCGUAUAUCAGAUAG
This is a messenger RNA of Cyphellophora europaea CBS 101466, 1086 nucleotides long. RefSeq lists its product as uncharacterized. Gene Ontology annotation, biological process: methylation. The coding region runs from base 1 to 1086 and encodes 361 amino acids. The transcript has 2 exons. Gene Ontology annotation, molecular function: methyltransferase activity. NCBI's taxonomy places the organism in Eukaryota, Fungi, Ascomycota, Eurotiomycetes, Chaetothyriales, Cyphellophoraceae. The record is from RefSeq and is a predicted model, not a curated record.